AUGGCGGGCUCCAGGGUGAAGCAUUCCGAGCUCAGGCAAGCCGUGCGCGACCUGCAGAACAGAGGCCUCCUUCACUCCGCCAGGUGGGCGGCGGAGCAAUUGUACGGACUCGAGGACGAAGUCCCGGGCGCGAGGGAGGACGAGGACGACGCGACCCCGGCGGCCGCGCCCGCGACGCCCGCGACCCCGUUCGCGAACGACGACGCCUCGGACGACGAGAUGGACCUCGGCACCGAUGAGAAACCCGCGAAGCCGCCAGCGACGGCUCCACCCGCGGACGACGCACCCGAGUGGCGCGGACGCGGAGGCACGCCAGAGGCCGCGGGCGACGACUUCAUCCUCGCCAAGGCGUACUUCGAUCUCGGCGAGUACCGCCGUGCGUCGCACCAGGUGACGGAGAACCGAUCGUCCCUCGGAAAGUUUCUGCGCUACUACUCCCUCUACCUCGCGGGGGAGAAGCGCAAGAACGAGGAGAUGCUGGAACUGGAGACGUUAUCGUUCGACUUGGAACUCAUCCUCAAGGACGACGCCCCGGCGAACGCGGAGUGCCGCAACGACCCGUUCCUGCACUAUCUCUUGGGUCUGGUGCUGGUGGAGAGGGAGUCGCGGGAUAAGGCUAAGGUUUCGCUGUGCGCGGCGUGCCGCGGGUACCCGUGCAACUGGGGCGCGUGGGAGGCGCUGAUGCCCCUCUGCGCGACAGUGGAGGAGGCGCAGGCGUUGCCCUUACCGGACCACUGGAUGCGCAAGUGGUUCAUCGCGGCGCUGCAACUCGAAUUACAGGAUAACCGCAAGGGCUUACAGGCGUACGCCUCGCUGGUGAUGGAUAUUCCCGCUUCGGCGAUUGGCGUCGUUCAGAUGGCGGUGGGCCACUACAACAUGCGCGAGUUUGACCGCGCGCAGAGCAUCUUCGAGGACGUGUACAAGGCGGACCCUUACAGGCUCGAGGGCAUGGACACGUACAGUAACAUCCUAUACGUGAAAGAGGCGACCGCGAAGCUGUCUUAUCUGGCGCACUGCGCGGUGUUGACCGACAAGUACCGCCCCGAGACGUGCUGCAUCGUCGGCAACUACUACUCGCUGAAGGCGCAGCACGAGAAGGCGGUGGUCUACUUCUCCAGGGCACUCCGGCUGAACUGGAAGUACCUCAGCGCGUGGACGCUCAUGGGGCACGAGUACGUGGAGAUGAAGAAUCCCGCAGCGGCGAUCGACGCGUAUAGGCACGCGGUGGACAUUAACCCCCGCGACUACCGAGCUUGGUACGGCCUCGGCCAAACCUACGAGAUUCUCACCAUGCCCUACUACGCCCUGUAUUACUACCAACGCGCGACGCGGCUGCGGCCCAAGGACCCGAGGAUGUGGUGCGCGAUGGGUCAGUGCUACGAGAGCGACCAGCUGCAGAUGACGGUGGCGGCGAUCAGGUGCUAUCAGAGAGCGCACCAGAACGGUGACCAGGAGGGCAUCGCGCUGGGCAAGCUUGCGAAGCUCCACCACGAGGCGAACAACGCCAAGGCUGCCGCGCACUACCACCGUUUAAACCUCGUGCGUCUGCUGGAGGAGGGCGCCGAUCAGCACGAAGACACGGUCAAGGCGCUGAGCUACCUCGCGGACUAUUACAAGAACACCAAGGACUACGGGAAGGCGGAGGCGUGCUGCAUGCGGUUGCUGGAUUACGCCGGGCCGGAAAAGCAGCUCGCAAAGGCGCUGCUGCGAGAGAUUCACGCCCUCCAGGAGGCUGCGGCGGAGCGUGCGGAGGACACGUCGAUGGCCGACGUUUAA
Molecule: messenger RNA, 1776 nt
Organism: Micromonas commoda
Lineage: Eukaryota; Viridiplantae; Chlorophyta; Mamiellophyceae; Mamiellales; Mamiellaceae
Gene: APC8
Exons: 2
Coding region: 1-1776 (591 amino acids)
Biological process (GO): cell division
Cellular component (GO): anaphase-promoting complex
Molecular function (GO): protein binding
Source: RefSeq, a predicted model, not a curated record